CAAAUAAACCCAGGAAGAAGAAGAUAGAAGACGGACGAAGCAUGGAUUUAGAACAUCAAACCAUGGAAAUGUUCCUGCGAUGGGCAGCAGAGCUUGGGCUUUCAGAUUCCAUUGACUCUUCUCGAUCUCUCGAUUCAUGUCUCGGCCAUUCCCUUUCCGUCGCCGACUUCCCUCUCGCUGGCGGGAGAGGUUUGGGAGCUGUUCGUGAGCUCAGGAAAGGUGAAUUGGUUUUGAAAGUCCCGAGAAACGCUUUGUUGACCACAGAAUCAAUGGUCGCGAAAGAUCAGAAAUUGAGGGAUGCCAUUAAUCUCCACGGAUCGAUUUCUUCGACCCAGAGAUUGGGUGUAUGCUUAUUGUAUGAAAUGAGCAAAGGGAAGAAAUCUUUCUGGUAUCCAUACCUGGUGCAUUUACCUCGUGACUAUGAUCUCUCGUCUACAUUCGGCGAAUUCGAGAAGCAAGCUUUACAAGUUGAAGAUGCUGUUUGGGCUGCAGAGAAGGCCAUAGCCAAGUCUCAGUCUGAGUGGAAGGAAGCUGUUACGUUGAUGAAGGUGUUAGAUCUCAAGCCAAAGUUUCAGAGUCUUCAAGCAUGGCUUUGGGCUUCCGCUACUAUAUCUUCACGGACGCUGCAUAUACCAUGGGAUAGUGCUGGGUGUUUGUGUCCUGUGGGGGACUUGUUUAACUACGAUGCUCCUGGAGAUGAUUUGAAUACCUCAGAAGGUCCUGAGCUUGUGAUUCAGACAUCAUCGCCUAAACCUGUUUCAACUACUCAUCACGAGUGUCGGAAUAAUGCGGAGGAGGCAGGACAUGUUGUUGAGACUCAGUCUGAAAGGCUCACAGAUGGUGGAUUUGAUGAAGAUGCCAAUGCUUAUUGUCUUUAUGCAAGAAGAAAUUAUCAGCUAGGAGAACAGGUUCUUCUAUGUUACGGGACUUACACGAAUCUGGAGCUUCUUGAGCACUAUGGGUUUAUGUUAGAAGAGAACUCAAAUGACAAGGUCUUUAUUCCUCUAGAAACCAGCCUUUAUUCUCUAGCUUCUUCAUGGCCUAAAGAUUCUUUAUACAUUCAUCAAGACGGUAAGCCAUCUUUUGCGCUUGUAUCGACUUUGAGACUGUGGCUGAUCCCACAGAACCAGCGUGACAAGACAGCUAUGCGCCUUGUCUAUGCUGGAUCUCAGAUAUCUGUGAAGAAUGAGAUUCUAGUCAUGAAGUGGAUGUCAGACAAGUGUGGAAGAGUUUUAAGGGAUCUGCCAACGUCUCUCCUAGAGGACACUGUGCUUCUUCAGGACAUUAAAAACCUCCAAGACCCCGAAGUGUGUCUAAAGCAGAAAGAAACAGAAGCUUUUGGCAGUGAAGUACGUGCUUUUCUCGACGUGAAUCAUUUGUGGGAUUUGAUAAAUGGGGAUGUCAUUGGGCUUUCUGGGAAAGCUGUAGAAUUUUCUAGGAAAACUAACAGGAUAAUUAGUAAAUGGAGAUUGUCAGUGCAAUGGAGGCUAAGGUACAAGAGAACUCUUGUAGAUUGCAUCUCUUAUUGUAAUGAGAAAAUGAAUCAUCUCUCAAGUACCUAAGAUAGGAUUGGAUAUUUGAAAGGUGUAUCAAUCUGUCAUCUUUAAUCAAUGCUCAAAAGAAGAUUUCU
Molecule: messenger RNA, 1630 nt
Organism: Eutrema salsugineum
Lineage: Eukaryota; Viridiplantae; Streptophyta; Magnoliopsida; Brassicales; Brassicaceae
Product: protein SET DOMAIN GROUP 40
Exons: 6
Coding region: 42-1562 (506 amino acids)
Biological process (GO): peptidyl-lysine monomethylation
Molecular function (GO): protein-lysine N-methyltransferase activity; protein binding
Source: RefSeq, a predicted model, not a curated record